AUGAUGAUAGGUGGUUCCCUGAAUUAUGAGCUUCUACGUUUCGAUGGGAAGGAGAAUUUUAGUCUCUGGCAACUUCAGGUGAAAGAUCUUCUGUCAAAGCAGGGUAUGGAAAACGCCUUGUUAAAUCAAAAGCCAAGAUCAAUCACCGAGGAUGAUUGGGAUGAGAUGCAAGAUCAUGCACUUUCGACUAUUCGUCUCUGCCUUUCAGACGAUAUUACAAAACAGGUAGUUGAUCUCACAACUUCAGGACAGUUGUGGAGUAAAUUAGAAACACUGUAUCUGUCCAAGUCACUAUCUACCAAGCUGUCUACCGAGAUGUAUCUGAGACAGAGGUUGUACUGA
Molecule: messenger RNA, 342 nt
Organism: Microthlaspi erraticum
Lineage: Eukaryota; Viridiplantae; Streptophyta; Magnoliopsida; Brassicales; Brassicaceae
Source: the annotation of a GenBank genome assembly